CCAAAUUAACACCAACUUUAUUUUUAUCCCAAGGUAAACAGGCAACAGCCAAACCCGUGCGACACUGUCUGUAAGUCGUCGCCUUCCUUCCUCCUCUAAUAGUUUAAACUCUCUUGUCUCGAUCCAGAUCCAAUCUCUCUUCUCCGAUCUAUUCACACCAUCUCUUCAAAUCAAAACAAUGUCCUCCUCCCGAUCCGAUUCCAGCAAGCCGUACUACGCGACGAGCAGCCUCGUCAUCGGCUACGCCCUCUGCUCCAGCCUCCUCGCCGUCAUCAACAAGUUCGCAAUCACCUACUUCAACUACCCCGGCCUCCUCACCGCCCUCCAGUACCUAACCUCCGCCGUCGGCGUCUGGCUCCUCGGCAAAAUAGGGUUCCUCCACCACGACGCCUUCGCCUGGGAGACCGCCAAGAAGUUCCUCCCCGCCGCCCUCGUCUUCUACCUCGCGAUCUUCACCAACACCAACCUCCUCCGUCACGCCAACGUCGAUACCUUCAUCGUCUUCCGAUCCCUCACCCCGCUCCUCGUCGCGGUCGCCGACACCGUCUUCCGCGGCCAGCCGCGUCCCUCGAGGCUCACAUUCUUGUCUCUGCUGGUCAUCCUCGCCGGCGCUGUUGGCUACGUGGCUAACGACUCGGCUUUUACUCUCACCGCUUAUUCCUGGGCCUUGGCUUACCUCGUUACCAUCACCACCGAGAUGGUUUACAUUAAGCACAUGGUUUCGACUCUCGAACUGAACACUUGGGGGUUGGUUUAUUACAACAACCUCUUGUCGCUGAUGAUCGCGCCGCUGUUCUGGUUCCUCACAGGGGAACACAAGGAGGUUUUCACGGCCGUGAAUGCUAACGGAGGCGAUGUGUUUGAGCCCGUUGCGUUCUUCGCUGUGGCGUUGUCGUGUGUGUUUGGUUUCCUUAUUAGCUUCUUCGGUUUUGCUGCUAGGAAAGCCAUCUCCGCAACUGCUUUCACGGUGACGGGUGUUGUGAACAAGUUCUUGACGGUUGUGAUUAACGUUGUGAUUUGGGAUAAGCAUGCGACUCCUUUUGGGUUGGUUUGUUUGCUUGUUACCAUCUGUGGAGGUGUUGGUUAUCAGCAGUCUGUGACCGUGGCUAAGAAGCCGACCAAUGGUCCGUCUAAAGCGUCGAACAAUGCCGACAAGGGUGGUGAUGAUGAUGAGUUGAUGGAGUUGAUUCCGGGGAAAGUAGCUACAAAUGUAUGAGAGGGGCUCCAUUGUUUGCAACCUUUUAAAAAAAAGAGGUUCUAGCAUUUGAUUUUCAAUUUGAGAGGUUUCUUCUAUGGUUUCUGGCCUCUCUAUAGUAUCAAUUUUGUAAACAUGUUUCAAUCUCAUUCUUCUCUACCCAUUAUUAUACAAGAAAAUCAGUUUUAUCUUC
Messenger RNA from Brassica napus (rape), 1388 nucleotides. Its product is annotated as GDP-fucose transporter 1-like. NCBI's taxonomy places the organism in Eukaryota, Viridiplantae, Streptophyta, Magnoliopsida, Brassicales, Brassicaceae. The transcript has a single exon. The coding region runs from base 179 to 1216 and encodes 345 amino acids. Gene Ontology annotation, cellular component: Golgi apparatus. The record is from RefSeq and is a predicted model, not a curated record. Gene Ontology annotation, molecular function: antiporter activity; GDP-fucose transmembrane transporter activity.